Messenger RNA from Aureococcus anophagefferens, 534 nucleotides. RefSeq lists its product as hypothetical. NCBI's taxonomy places the organism in Eukaryota, Pelagophyceae, Pelagomonadales, Pelagomonadaceae. The record is from RefSeq and is a predicted model, not a curated record. Gene Ontology annotation, cellular component: cytoplasm. The annotation marks the transcript as partial. The transcript has 2 exons.
AUGCGGUGCCACUACGAGGUGCUCGGCGUCGAGCGCGACGCGUCCGACGACGUGCUCAAAAAGGCCUACCGCAAGCUCGCGCUGAAGCUCCACCCCGACAAGAACGUCGGCGACGCCGAGGCCGGCGAGCGGUUCAAGGAGCUCAACGGCGCCUACGAGACGUUGAGCGACCGCAACGAGCGCAAGUGGUACGACGACCACCGCGAGGACAUCCUGCGGGGCCGGUCCGGUGGCGUCAAGCUGAAGAAGCGCGAGGUCAACCUCUGGGGCCUCUUCAGCGGCAGCGCCUUCGACGGCUUCGGCGACGACGAGCGGUCCUUCUACGGCGUCUACGGCGGCGCCUUCGCGUCCGUCGACGCCGCGGAGGCCGGCGAGGCGACGACGGACGGCGCGCCCUUCGGCGACGCGACGAGCGACUGGGACGACGUGAAGCGGUUCUACGACCGCUUCACGGACUUCCAGAGCGCGCGGGCCUUCGCGGCCUACGACAAGUACCGCGUGUCCUCGGAGGAGGCGCGCCACGUCCGCCGCGCG